CCUGAUCCAGACAGUGUGAGUGGAUCACCGAACGAGUCGAUCUCGCUGUAUACGCCUGUCAUCCAGCGAGGGAAGUAACCUUAUCAAAUGCGUAUUGAAGCAUUUUAGCGCGUUACCGCGACAGGGUUACUGUCGUUCUCGACUCACCAUGGUGUUCGAGUCUUUAGUCAGUGAUCUCUUGAACAGGUUCAUAGGAGAUUAUGUGGAAAACUUGGAUAAGUCGCAGCUCAAGAUUGGCAUAUGGGGAGGAAAUGUGGUGUUGGAAAAUCUGAGAGUGAAAGAAAAUGCUUUGAGCGAGUUUGAUGUCCCUUUCAGAGUAAAGGCUGGUCAGAUUGGUAAACUGACUCUGAAGAUCCCUUGGAAAAACCUGUACAAUGAGGCAGUGGUGGCUACAUUAGAUGGACUAUACCUUCUGGUGGUUCCAGGUGCAACAUUUAAAUAUGAUCCAGUUAAAGAAGAGCGUUACCAGCAGGAAGCCAAACAGAAGGAGCUUCAGCGCAUUGAGGAAACCCUGCAGCUGGUUGCACGCAGAGACUCUCAGGCUGGAGAGUUUGUGUUUAAUCUGGAGAGUUAUGUGUAUAAGAAUCCACCACGGGACAAAGGACGUAAGCUUAAAAAGCGUAAAAAACCCUUUAGGAGAUCUAAAAAGUAUGAACAUAAAGCAGAGAAGCACCAGGAAGAAAAGAAAGACACAUUUGCUGAGAAACUGGCUACACAAGUUAUCAAAAACCUCCAGGUCAAAAUCACCAGCAUUCACAUCAGAUAUGAGGAUGAUGUGUCAGAUCCUCAAAGACCUUUUGCUGUGGGCAUGACUCUUUCAGAACUCAGUCUACAGACAGCAGAUGAGAACUGGAAGCCUUGCAUUCUGAAUGAAGCAGCCAAGAUCAUCUACAAGCUGGGGCGCCUGGAGUGUUUUUGUGCCUAUUGGAACGUGAACAGCCCAAUCUUCUACAGAGGCUCAUGGGGGGAAAUAGUGGACAAGCUGAAAGUGGGAAUCAGCACAAGAAAUGAGGAACUGCAAGGCUAUCAGUACAUUUUCAAACCCAUAUUUGCUUCUGCAAGGAUGUGCAUCAACCCUAAUGCUGAAGUUGAGCUAAAAUCACCCAAAGCAAACCUGCACCUUGAGGUUCAGAACAUCGCAAUUGAGAUGACCAAGCCACAGUACCUGUCUAUGGUGGAUCUGUUGGAGUCUAUAGACUGCAUGGUGAAGAAUAGCCCCUACAGAAAGUUUAGGCCUGAUGUUCCAGUCCACAGAAACGCCAGGCAAUGGUGGAAAUACAGCAUCAGUAGUAUACUGGAAGUGCAUAUCAGGCAUUUUAACCGGAUGUGGGACUGGAACAACAUCAAGAAGCACAGGCAAACACUUAAGGCUUACAAAGCUGCAUACAAAAUCAAACUCACACAGGGUAAAGUCCGGGAAGACACAGAGAAACAAAUCCAGGAGCUGGAGAAAGUUCUUGAUGUGUUCAACAUUUUAUUGGCCAGACAGCAGAUUCAGAUGGAGGUGGUUCGGUCAGGACAGAAGCUGGUUACUAAAAAGGCUGCCACUCAGAAACAAAGUGGAGGAGGCUUCUUCGGCAGCUUUUUUGGCAAGAAAGAAGGGAAGAAGAGAGAGGAAGAGGAAGAUAAAGAGCCUGAGAAUAUUGAUUCCAUCAUGACUCCUGAAGAGAAAACGAAACUCUACACAGCCAUUGGCUACAGCGAUAGCUCUCAUAACCUUGCCUUACCAAAACACUAUGUAGCUGUGAUUGUCAAUUUUAAACUGUUGAGCACCUCAGUAACAUUCAGAGAGGAGCCUGGCAUUCCAGAGAUCCUCAAAGUGCAAAUGAUUGACCUCAGUACGUCCAUCUCACAGAGACCUGGAGCACAGGCCAUCAGAGUGGAGGCUAAGCUGGAGCACUGGUACGUGACUGGUCUGCAGCAGCAGGGGGAGGUGCCGUCUCUCAUAGCGUCAGUCGGAGACUCUGACUCUUCUCUGCUCAGCGUGCUCUUUGAGCUCAAUCCAGAAGACAGCACCGCUGACCAGCUCCUCAGAGUCCACUCACAGCCUGUAGAGAUCAUCUAUGAUGCUCUGACUGUCAUCAGCAUCACAGAAUUCUUCAAGACGGGAAAAGGAGUUGAUCUGGAGGUCAUCACCUCAGCAACACUCAGCAAACUUGAGGAGAUCAAAGAGAAGACAGCCGCUGGCUUGUCUCACAUUAUUGAGACACGUAAGGUGUUGGACUUGAGGAUCGAUCUAAAACCCUCCUACUUGCUGCUUCCCAAGACUGGAUUCUAUGAUAGCAAAUCAGACCUCAUGAUCGUUGAUUUUGGUUAUCUGCAGUUGAACAGUGUAGACCAGGCCAGCCAUCAGCAGGUAUCUGCCAGUUUCUCAUCGCUAGAGGAAAUCAUGGAUAGAGCCUAUGAAAGAUAUUCCUUGGAGCUCCGCAGUGUCCAGAUACUCUACAGCAAAUCAGGAGAGAAAUGGAAAAAUGCUCGUAUUAAAGGCUUCACCCAUCAGCACAUCCUGCAGCCGAUGGACGUCACACUUCAGCUUGCUAAAUGUAUGGUGGACAAAGAUUCCCGUAUGCCCAGGUUCAAAGUAUCAGGGGAGCUGCCCUUACUUCAUGUGAAGAUUUCUGAUCAGAAGAUCCAGGGUGUUCUGGAGCUGGUGGACAGUAUUCCUCUCCCUCAGACUACCUCAAGCCCUCCUAGCACCCCCACAGAAAAGGUUUUGGGGAUACCACUGUCUGAUGCCAGGCCAAAGGUUUUGGGUUUAGACCCCACAGUUCUGUCCUAUACAGUGGAAUCAGACUCUGCAGAAGACACCAGUGAGAAGGCUGCAGAUGAAGACUCUCUCAGAUCAUCCUUAGAGGAACUGACCGAAGUGCAGUUUCAGUUUGAAGUCAAAUCAGUGUUGUUGGAGCUUACGAGGCAGGCCGCUCAGGAGGAUGUCGUAUUGGCUUUCAAUGUUUCACAACUGGGUGCAGAAGGCAAGAUACGGAACUUUGAUCUCACUGUCACAUCUUACCUGCGCAAGAUUAGCCUGGACUACUGCGAGAUAAAAGAUGCACAAAAUCAGCCACUUCAUCUAAUUACCUCUUCAGACAAGCUUGGCUCUGAUCUAUUGAAAGUGGAGUACAUCAAAGCUGAUGUUAAUGGACCCAGCUUCCAUACCAUAUUUAAUAAUACAGAACAAGCACUGAAGGUGGAGUUUUCCUCACUGGACUUCCUGCUUCACACUAAAGCUUUGCUGUCUACCAUCAACUACAUGAAUUCAGCAAUACCACAAGACCUCACAGCUUCGAAAGAGAGAGAAACCAAGAGACGAGCUGAGAGAGCAGCAGCAGGGAAGAAAGUGUCUAAGGGUUCGAAGGACUCUGGUGUUGUGAACUUUAAGCUGUCUGCCGUACUCGGCUCUUUCAGAGUGGCUGUUUGCGAUGACAGAAGCAACAUUGCUGACAUCCGGGUUCAAGGCAUUGACGCGUCUGUGGUGGUCCAGGCCAAAGAAACAGACGUUUUUGCCCGUCUGCGUGACAUUGUGGUUCUUAAUGUGGACCCUAAGACUAUACAUAAGAAGGCGGUGUCAAUCAUUGGAGAAGAGGUGUUCAGCUUUAAGAUGACAUUGUAUCCUGGGGCCACUGAAGGCAAAGGAUACACUGACACCUCCAAAGUGGAUGGGAAAGUUAUCCUGAGACUUGGCUGUAUCCAGAUCGUCUACCUGCAUAAGUUCCUUACGUCUUUAUUGGACUCUUUUAGCUAUCAAUACCCCUCUGCUGAUGAGAUGUUUGUGGAUAACUUCCAGACAGCUAAAGAGGCUCUCAGUGCCGCCACGGCUCAGGCUGCAGAGAAAGCAGCUUCCAGUGUGAGGGAUUUCGCUCAGAAGAGCUUCAGACUUGCCAUGGACAUCAGACUGAAGGCCCCCCUUAUCAUAAUCCCUCAGUCCUCCACAUCCCAUAAUGCAUUUGUGGUUGACCUGGGUCUCAUUACUGUGGGAAACAGCUUCUCACUGCUGGCAGCUGAGGGCUUCCCAUUGCCUGCAGUUUUGGAGACCAUGGAUGUAAAACUCACACAACUCAAACUAUCUAGGACUGUUCUGAAGGGCAAUGCUGCUCAUUUAGAUGUUGAGAUUCUGGAGCCCAUAAAUCUAGAGCUUUUAGUCAAGCGUAAUUUGGCUGCCACUUGGUACAACAAAAUUCCUGGAAUGGAGGUCAAUGGAGUGCUUAUGUCAAUGAACAUGGCUCUUGGCCAGGAGGAUGUUGGGGUCCUCAUGAGAAUCCUAGCAGAGAACAUUGGCGAGGGAAGCAGGGCUGCUGCAGUGGAGGGAAUGAAAGCUUCUGCUAAAAAUGAAGCUGUAGAUGAAGGACUCAUCGAAACAUUACCUGUGGGGACAGGGAGUCAACCAGAAUUGACCAAUGGUGCUUUCAGUGAAAAUGUUGUCAAUGUGCUGCUCAAUUUUGAAAUCAAGGAGGUUAUGCUAAGGUUGAAAAAGUCCAAAAAUGGGAAAGAGUGUCCCUUUUUGGUUCUCCAUGUAGCUCAGCUUGGAAUUGACACCAAAGUUCGAAAAUACGACAUGGAGGCUACAACAUACAUCAAAAACAUCUCCAUGAAGUGUCUAGAGUUCCUUGAUUCAAAUGAAGAACCGCUCUGUAUAAUAAGUUCCUCCGCAGAGUCAGGAGCAGAUCUUCUUAAAGUCAAGUAUUUUAAGGCUGAUCGAAAUGGGCCCAACUUUGCAAGCCUUUACCAGAACACUGAGCAGAAGAUCAAUGUGGUGUUCUCCUCUCUAGACUUGAUGUUGCACACUGAGGCUCUCCUCUCUACCAUGGACUUCCUGUCUGCUGCCCUGUCCAACAGCAGUCUGCCCUCACCCGAGAGAGAGAGCAAAAAGAGUGAAGAUAUGAGAACUACCUCAGCUAAAUCCACUGCACUGAGUUCUCCCUCUGAUGGCGAUGUCAUUGACCUGAUGGUGAACAUGCAGCUUGGUGCAUUUAAUGUGUUGGUUCGUGACCAAAAGAGUAACAUGGCAGACAUCAAAAUUCAGGGUGAGAAUGCAUUCUUAUUUUGAAAAUGUACUUGUGUAUUAUUAUUAUAUAACAGUUACUGCAUCACUGCUACUGCCAUCUCCAUCGUAGGCGAUGAGGUGUUCAGCUUCAGCAUGAGUCUGACACCCAAAGCCACUGAGGGGGCUGGGUAUACAGAUACUUCAAAGGUUGAUGGCAAAGUGAAACUCAACGUGGGCUGUAUUCAAGUGGUCUACCUUCACAAAUUUGUCAUGUCAUUACUGAAUUUCAGUAAUAACUUCCAGACAGCUAAAGAGGCUCUCAGUGCCGCCACGGCUCAGGCCGCAGAGAAAGCAGCUUCCAGUGUGAGGGAUUUCGCUCAGAAGAGUUUCAGACUUGCCAUGGACAUCAGACUGAAGGCCCCCCUUAUCAUAAUCCCUCAGUCCUCCACAUCCCAUAAUGCUGUGGAGGCGGACCUGGGUCUCAUUACUGUGAGAAACAGCUUCUCUCUGCUCCCAGUGGAAGGUCGUCCGCUGCCUGCUGUCAUAGAUAAUAUGGAUAUACAGCUCACACAGCUAAAACUGUCCAGAAUUUCCAUGGAGCAGGACUCAAAUCAGCCUAGUUCAAAACUGUUGGAGCCAGUCAACCUUGUGCUGUCUGUUAAACGUAACCUGGCGGCAUCAUGGUACCAGAAGAUGGCUGCCAUAGAGGUGGAUGGAGAUCUGAAGCCCAUGAAGGUGGCUCUGAGUCAAGAUGACCUGACUGUCCUUCUGCGGAUUCUGAUGGAGAACAUCGGAGAGGCGAGCAGUGUUCAAUCUGACACACCGAUCGACACAGAGGCAGCCCUCAAACAAGAGAGUCUGCUUGUCAGAGCACGUACAGCGACUGGCACUGAGAUUGUGGAGAAGCUGUCUGAAAGUAAACUGAGGGACACAGAGCUGCUGGAGAGUGUCAAAUUCAGCUUUAAUGUGGAGUCCCUUGGCCUUACUCUCUACAGUAAUGAUCCUGCACAGCCCUCUGUACAUAAGGAGCCGUUGUGUUUAGGUGAAUUUAUGCUGUGUAAAAUGAAGACUUCAGGCAAAAUGUUUAGUAACGGUAACAUGGAGGUCUCCACCAUCCUCACCACAUGCACGCUGGAUGACAGACGGAGCGGUAUUCAGAGAGUCACAUCCAGAAUGCUGGGAAGGCGUGAUGAGGAGACAACAGAGCCCAUGAUUGAUGUUACGUACUCUCAGAGUGCGGAUGAGCGCUCGGUAGUCGCUGUGCUGCAGAAGCUCUAUUUGUGUGCUAGCGUGGAGUUCCUGUUGGCUGUGGCCGACUUUUUUGUGCAAGCCCUGCCUACGAGUCCACCUACACAGAGAGACAAAUCCAAUCAGCUGCCACUCAAAUAUGUCUCAGAGCCCAAAAUCCAGAGUGAACCUAAAGCAGCUCUGAGAACCAGGCUGCAAGCAGUUGUGGUGGACCCAGAGGUUGUGUUUGUGGCUAACCUGAUGAAGGCAGACGCUCCUGCACUGGUAGCCUCAUUCCAGUGUGCUUUUAGCCUGCUGUCUGAAGACUCUGGACAGGCCAUGGAGGCAAACGUCAGAAGCCUCAAAGUGCUUGCCUGCCCCUUUAUCAGGAUGGAGGGUGACAAAGCCGAGACCACCGUGCUGAGACCAUGCUCUGUUAAACUUGAGACCAAAAUGCCAACCAAUGCCCCAUUAACCGGUUCAGUAACUGUAGAGGAGGUCAUAGUGAAAAUCUCUCCUAUCAUUCUUAACACUGUCAUUACCAUCACGGCGGCCAUGGCACCCAAACCUAAAGAAGAGCCAUCACAGCAGACGUCAGAUGACCUAAACAGCCUCUGGUCUUUGAUGAGUGUCGCUAAUGCAAACUACUGGUUCCUUGGUGUGGAUACAGCCUCCGAGGUCACUGAGAGCUUCAAGGAUGUGGACUGCAGUAAGGAUGGAGAGAGCUUUGAGAUGAACGUGAAGGUGGUGCAGGUCACGCUGGAGUCAGGUUUGGGGCAUCGGACUGUUCCUCUGCUGCUUGCGGAGUCGUCAUUUACUGGUACUGCUCAGAACUGGUCUUCGUUGCUCAGUGUCUCUGCAGAUAUGACACUUGAGGUAAAUUACUUCAAUGAGGCUCAUGCCAUUUGGGAGCCACUUCUUGAGAGAGUGGACAGUGGGAGACGAAGGUGGAACCUUAAAUUGGAUAUGAAGAAUAACCCUGUUCAUGAUAAAAGUCCAGUUCCUGGGGAUGAUUUCAUUAUGUUGCCAGACCCUCGCACAGCCAUCACCAUAUGCUCCAAAGACACCAUGAACAUCACAGUGUCCAAGUGCUGCCUCAGUGUCUUCAACAACCUGGCGAAGGCUUUCUCAGAGAGCACAGCCUCCACGUUUGACCAUUCUCUGAAGGAGAAAUCCCCGUACACCAUCCGCAAUGCAUUAGGCAUUCCUCUCAUUGUGCAGCACAGUGCUAACCUGCGUUUGACUGGCUCAUCCGCACCGGGUAAACUUCACGAAUUGGCCGUGGAUAAAAGUGUGGAUUUAGAACAUACAUCCUUUGAGCGUUCAUCACGACUGUCUGCCCUGCAGAGGCAGGAAAGCUGCUUAUUCAAUCUCAGCAUAGUUCCCUCAGGUUACAGUGAGAUUUCAAAUAUCCCUUUGGGUAAGCCUGGCCGUAGACUGUAUAAUAUCAGAGGACCCAUGCAACAGGAUGCUGUGUCUGUACUGCUUCAGAUCGAUGCCAGUGAGGGCAACAAGGUCAUCACAGUACGGUCCCCCCUACAGAUAAAGAACCAUUUCUGUGUGCCAUUUGCCAUCCUGAAGUAUUCUCCUGAACUUGGAGGGAUGGUGAAUGUAGGGGUUGCUGAGCCUGAGAAGGAGUGUCAUGUUCCUCUAGAAGCUUACAGGAGUCAGUUGUUCUUGCUGCCUGUCGGUCCUUUAGAAGAUGUGUAUCGUACGUCCACCACAUGCAUCACAUGGAAGGAGCAGGUUCACGUGAGCUCAGAGGUUUGCGCAGUGCUGCAGUGCCCUGCCAUGGACAGCAGCUUCCUGCCACUGGUGGUGAACACACUGGCCGUGCCUGAUGACCUCAGCCAUAUUGCCAGCCACGGGGAAGGGGACUGGGACCCUGCUUAUGUCAUCCACCUGCACCCAGCUGUCACGCUCAAAAACCUGCUGCCUUACUCAAUACGCUACUUGCUGGAGGGUUCUGCUGACUUCUGUGAGCUUCAGGAGGGAAGCGUGGCGGAUGUGCUGAACUCAAAUGUUGGUGGUGAAAUAAUUGAGCUUGUUUUGAUCAAGUACCAAGGUCGCAACUGGACUGGACGUAUGAGAAUCAGCAGAGAAAUGCCUGAGUUCUUGUCCAUCUGCUUCACCUGCGACUCACCAGAAGGACUGACCGUGGACCUGUGGGUGCAUGUGUCUCGAUUGAGUGGCAAAAUGGUCCUCUCUGUUUACAGUCCGUACUGGAUCAUCAAUAAGACGUCCCGUGUGCUACAGUAUCGUGCAGAGGAUACAUGUGUGAAACACCCAUCCAACUUCAGGGAUGUAAUUCUGUUCUCCUUCAAAAAGAAGAAUUUCUUCAGCAAGAAUAAGCUGCAGCUCUGUGUGUCCACCAGCUCAUGGUCCGAUGGCUUCUCGCUGGACACUGUUGGCAGCUAUGGAUGUGUCCGUUGUCCAGACAAAAACGGGGACUACUUAGUUGGGGUCAGCAUCCAGAUGAGCAGCUUUAACCUGACACGGAUUGUUACCAUGAGUCCUUUCUACACGCUAGUCAAUAAGUCCUUGUUUGAGCUGGAGGUCGGGGAGGUGCAAAACAACAAUGGUUUUGACUGCAAGUGGCACUACAUCUCCUCCACUGAGUGCUUGCCUUUCUGGCCUGAGGCCAGCACGGGGAAGCUGUGUGUACGAGUUGUGGGAUCUGAAUCUAGCUCCAAAUCGUUCUUCUUCAACAAGCAGGACAAUGGAACUCUGCUGCGCAUGGAACAGUGUGGUGGUGUAAUAGUGGAUGUGAACAUCUCAGACCACUCCACUGUCAUCAGCUUCACCGAUUACUAUGAUGGAGCUGCACCUGCUUUGGUUGUCAAUCACACACCUGCAGCCACUGUCAACUUCAGACAGAGAGGCUGUGAGGAGUCUUGGGCACUGAGACCAGGUGAAGCUCAGCGUUUUGCAUGGGAUGAUCCAGCAGGGGUGCGGAAGCUUUGCUGGAGCUGUCAAGACCACAGCGGAGAACUGGACCUUGUAAAGGAUGAGUGUGGGCAGUUUGCUUACAGCAGCUUAGUUCAGAUACACUGGGUGUCCUUCCUGGACGGCCGACAGCGGGUGCUGAUCUUCACUGAGGAUGUUGGCAUAGUCUCAAAAGCCCGGCAGGCAGAGGAGCUGGAGCAAUUCCAGCAAGAAGUCAACAUCUCAUUAAAGAACCUGGGCUUGUCACUCAUCAACAAUGACAUCAGGCAGGAGAUAGCAUACGUUGGAAUCACUAAGUCUGGUGUGGUUUGGGAGAUGAGACCGAAGAACCGCUGGAAGUCCUUUAACCACAAAAACAUUGGACUGCUGGAGAAAGCCUACCAGAACUACGUCAACAGCAAGACUGAACCAGGCUGGACUAGACUAGAAACUGGCCUAGAGGUGAACUUUGGAAGAUUGCCCAUGUUGAUGAGACAGCCAUUUUCCUGCUCUAUCAGGAGAAACUUCCUGCCUGGCAUUUGUAUUGAGUUGAAACAGUCCCCUCACCAGAGGAGUUUACGUGCACAGCUCUAUUGGCUACAGGUGGAUAAUCAGCUGCCGGGAGCUAUAUUUCCGACUGUGUUUCAUCCUGUUCCUCUUCCAAAAUCUAUUGUUCAAGACUCAGAACCGAAGCCGUUUUUUGACGUUUGCAUCAUCACAAGGUUUAAUGAGCACAGCCAAGUCAUGCAGUUUAAGUACUUUAUGGCAUUAGUGCAGGAGAUGGCAGUGAAGAUCGAUCAGGGCUUCUUGGGAGCAAUUCUCGCCCUGUUUAACCCAGCUACCGACACCCAGGAUACUAAAGAGAAGAAUAAGCUGAUAGAGAGGGAUCUGGAGGCGCUGCAGGCUCAGCUGAUGGAGACCUCCAUGACGGAUGCCUCGGGCCUGAGCUUCUUUGAGCAUUUCCACAUCUCCCCUAUUAAACUGCACCUGAGUCUGUCUCUGGGCUCCAGUGGAGAUGAAUCUGAACAGGGUGAUAUGGUAGCCAUCCAGUCCGUCAACCUCCUGCUCAAAAGCAUUGGUGCCACACUCACUGAUGUAGAUGAUCUGAUUUUCAAACUGGCUUACUUUGAGAUGAAAUAUCAGUUCUACCGGCGAGAAAAACUGAUGUGGGCGGUGAUCAGACACUACACUGAACAAUUCCUAACACAGAUGUACGUGCUGGUUUUGGGGCUGGAUGUGCUUGGAAAUCCAUUCGGGCUGAUCCGAGGCUUAUCAGAAGGAGUGGAGGCUUUCUUCUACGAGCCCAUCCAGGGGGCUGUUCAAGGACCUGAGGAGUUUGCAGAAGGUUUUGUGAUCGGUGUUCGAAGUUUACUGGGCCACACAGUGGGGGGUGCAGCUGGCAUGGUGUCUCGAAUAACAGGCAGUGUAGGAAAAGGCUUGGCUGCCAUCACUAUGGACAAAGAGUAUCAGCAGAAACGGAGGGAGGAGAUGAACAGACCCAGUAGAGACUUUGGAGAGAGUCUGGCUAAAGGAGGAAAGGGCUUCCUCAAGGGAGUGGUUGGUGGAGUAACAGGAAUUGUGACCAAACCAGUGGAAGGAGCGAAGAAAGAGGGGGCUGCAGGCUUCUUCAAGGGCAUUGGGAAAGGCCUGGUUGGAGUGGUGGCCAGACCCACAGGGGGCAUCAUAGACAUGGCAAGCAGUACUUUUCAGGGCAUUCAGAGAGUGGCAGAAUCGACUGAAGAGGUGACUAAAAUAAGGCCAGUGCGUCUCAUACAAGAGGAUGGCAUCAUACGGCCCUAUGACCACCAUGAGUCGGAGGGCUUUGACCUCUUUCAGAGGUCUGAGAUAAAACAGUUGGAUGGAGAGAUCUUCAGAGAACACUAUGAAUACCCAGGGCACAGAAAAACAAACAUCAUUAUCACCAACAGGAGAGUGAUGUGUGUGAAGGAGAUCGACGUGAUUGGACAUUUCAACAAAGAAUGGGAAUGUCAAUUUGAGAAUUUUCAAAGGCCUCCAAGCACAGAAGGAGGAGAUUUGAAGAUAUAUUACCGGGAACAGAACAAAUUGAACCUCAUUAGGAAGGAUGGACAGAUGCUAGUGAAAGUGAUAAACAUGAGACAUGCUGACACGGCUGAGAGACUGCGAAAAGGAAUCGAUAGUGCCCAGUCUGCACGCAAGCAAUAUCAGAUGGCACGGCAGAAAUCACAGCGCUUCAUUAAAACUGGCAACGUUUAAAUAAGUCAGUCAUGCCUACAUCUCCUUAGUUUAAUAUGCUGCCUAGCAUUCAAAGUAUCAAUCAUGUGUAAAAAAUAUAUUUAGGCAAAUGUAUUAGUUGAAUGUAUCUCUGAAUUUUUGGAGUUAGAACUAGAUUUUUUUAGAUGUCUAAGCACUUUGCCUUUUGUUGUCAUGGUUGCUUGGUAUAGGUCUUGAUAAUGGGAGAAAACAAAAGAGACUGUUUUGUUAAUUAUUUUGCAGUUGCUAUAAAAAACUACAUCACUUCAGUAUACAGCUGUGAUGUGCAGUGUGAGACUUGUCCAGUUUAGCUCACUUACCUUGAUUACAAAUCCUUUCAAAAAAGGUUUUGCUCAACAAUGACAUGUAUAAUACACAAAAUAUCUCUUAGCUUAAAAAUUAUAUUGUUAUAAUGUUUUGAUCUCUCUUGUAUUGUUUUACAGACACACAUAUGCAUCUCUUGUCCCUUGCACUUCCCUCGAAGUCAUAGUGUACUAUGACUAUGUAGUAAAAAGUGCUGUCUGUGUCACUGCUGUUCCACAGUUUGUUAAAAAAAAAUCGAAAGUUUGGGUACCCCUUGCAGAAUCUUGUAAAAAUGUGAAUAAUUUUCUAAAAAU
Messenger RNA from Cyprinus carpio (common carp), 11982 nucleotides. Its product is annotated as vacuolar protein sorting-associated protein 13C-like. The record is from RefSeq and is a predicted model, not a curated record. Gene Ontology annotation, cellular component: extrinsic component of membrane. Gene Ontology annotation, biological process: mitochondrion organization; protein targeting to vacuole; protein retention in Golgi apparatus. Lineage: Eukaryota; Metazoa; Chordata; Actinopteri; Cypriniformes; Cyprinidae. The transcript has 84 exons.